CCGGCGGGGGGGAGCCGGAGCCCGCCCGGCGCCCGGACCCCGCAGAGUCCUCGGAGCCCACCCAUGGGGCACCCGCUUCGCGCGCUCCCUCGCCCGGCCGCGCCCAUCCCGGCGCACCGAGCCGCGCAGAGGAGGAUCCCUGCGCAGUGACCCAGGAAGCGCCGCAGACGCUAGGAAGCUCGGCGGCUGGGGCAGCAGGCGGUUCCCCGCACCUCCAGGCGCUUCCAGGCAGCCCUCCGAGCUGUGCCAGAAGCCUGGCCCGCCAUUCCCAGCCCCGAGCCAUGAUGAAGACCUUGUCCAGUGGGAACUGCACGCUGAGCGUGCCUGCCAAGAACUCGUACCGCAUGGUGGUGCUGGGCGCCUCGAGGGUGGGCAAGAGCUCCAUCGUCUCUCGCUUCCUCAAUGGCCGCUUCGAGGACCAGUACACGCCCACCAUCGAGGACUUCCACCGCAAGGUCUACAACAUCCGCGGCGACAUGUACCAGCUCGACAUCCUGGAUACCUCCGGCAACCACCCUUUCCCUGCCAUGCGCAGGCUGUCCAUCCUCACAGGCGACGUCUUCAUCCUGGUGUUCAGCCUGGACAACCGGGAGUCCUUCGACGAGGUCAAGCGCCUUCAGAAACAGAUCCUGGAGGUCAAGUCCUGCCUGAAGAACAAGACCAAGGAGGCGGCGGAGCUGCCCAUGGUCAUCUGCGGCAACAAGAACGACCACGGCGAGCUAUGCCGCCAGGUGCCCAGCACCGAGGCCGAGCUGCUGGUGUCGGGCGACGAGAACUGCGCCUACUUCGAGGUGUCGGCCAAGAAGAACACCAACGUGGACGAGAUGUUCUACGUGCUCUUCAGCAUGGCCAAGCUGCCGCACGAGAUGAGCCCUGCCCUGCACCGCAAGAUCUCUGUGCAGUACGGCGACGCCUUCCACCCCAGGCCCUUCUGCAUGCGCCGCGUCAAGGAGAUGGACGCCUACGGCAUGGUCUCGCCCUUCGCCCGCCGCCCCAGCGUCAACAGCGACCUCAAGUACAUCAAGGCCAAGGUCCUUCGGGAGGGCCAGGCCCGCGAGAGGGACAAGUGCACCAUCCAGUGAGUGGGAGGGAUGCUGGGGUGGGGCUCGGGCAGUGCCUUAAGGGAAGUGGCCCAGACGCCCGCUGCCUGCAGCCCGACCUGACCCCAGCAGCAGUUUGUUCAGAGACCUUUGGCACCACCGGAGGCCCCAGGCACAACUCGUACCCCUUCUCCUGCCUUCUUGCCGCUUCCCUCUGAGUCCUCGCGUCCGUGGCUCCCGGUGCCAUGGGCUGCUCCGUGGGAGGACACAGCUCUGCAGGAAGGGAGAGAAAGUGGGAGUCAGCAGGACUCCCGCAGAGAGCCGGGUCGGAGCCUUCCAGACCUGCGGUAGGAAGGGAUGCCGAGGCCAGAGAGACCAGGAAUCCUGCCGCCAGCAGAACCCCCUGGAAUAAGCCGUAGUAUGAGACCAGCCCCUGAGAGAGGGCUGCUGGGAGAAGCCAGCUGUCUCCUGGUAUAACCCCACUUUAGGGGGCAGCUGAGAGAAGCCCUCCCCUCCUGCAGUGCCGGGUCUCAGGGUCAGCUGCUCCACCCCCAGUGCCCAGCCCCCCAGCAAGUUGGCCCCAGCUGCUCCAGCAUGGAGCCAGUGUUGUCCGGUGUUUGCAGGGGCCGGGCUGUGUGUCCAACCAUUCCGGCCUCCUCUCCCGAGCCCUCCGUCCGACGGUUGUACUCUGUGUCCUUGCAGCUGUUUCAUGUCGCGUAUCGCGGUAGAAAUGGAAAUCACUGUACUGUAAAGGCCUAGUGACCCCUCCUCGGCCAGGCCCCCGCCCAGUUCAGCUCUGCUGCCUGCGGGGCAGCUCCUCCCUGACUCCCAGAAAGGAUCCCGUGGCCUGCCUGCAACUAGACACUGACCUCCGUACCGAGCUCCAGUUUACAGACGCUGUAUAGGGGCAGGCAGGCCAGGGUGGCUUCUCCUUCCUGCCCAGGGCCCAGAGGGACAACAGACCCAGAGGAGGAAGUGACGUGCCCCAGGCCUCACCCCACCCUUAGCUAGUUCAGGGCAGAGUUUGUCCUAGAACCAGGCUGUCUGCUGUGCUCAUGCUCAUUCUUAAUCAUUUAUGAAGCACCUACUAGGUGCUGGGUCCACUGUGUGCUAGUAAACAAAGGGUAAGGGGUGCCUGUUCAUCCCAGCUCUGGCCUCUGCCCACCCCUGCUGCCCUGCAGCCUCUGCGCAUGCAGCAUUGAUGGUGAGGAGAAGAACUGGGAGCUUGGGAGCGAUCAGGCAGAGGAGCUCACAGUGGGGCCUUUCCUUGUGCUGGGGUUGGGCUGGGACUCAGGCCUGGUGGGUGUCGAACCUGGAAACCAAAGGCCCUGUUAUUAAAUAGCUCUUAACUAGUAGAUUUUAUAUGUUAAUCUCCUUCAGAACAUUGAAGUUUAGGGCCACAGGGACCGUGGUGAUCAUCUGGUGAAUCCUUCUGAGUCCCAGAGAGGGUAAGUAACUUGCCCUAAGCCACAGAGCAAGCCUGAGUGGCAGGAGCAGGGCUAGUUCUGGGCCCUCAGUCCCCACCUCGGCGUGCCCCUUCCGAUGCUUUUUCAGCCCUGGGGCUUUCAGGGAUCUGGGCGUCUAUCUCAGUGCCCUCCUAGAUCGGUCUGUGAGGGCUCCUGUAGAUACUGUGUACACGCGCCCCUAUAGACAUGUACACACACAUGCGAACACACACAUGGACACGUGCUCCGGCCCCAGCUCUGCACACCCGUGCCUGCAGCCCAGCCCGGCCCCUGCCUGUGUCUGUGCCUCCACCCCUGCCACUCACGGCAGCUUCUCCGCCCCGUGUCUGUCCUUCCUCAUCCCAGCGUGAACUCUCUAAGCAGACCGGUACCCAGCCCCGACGGGUGUGUGGCCUGUCCUCAGCCUGUCUUGCCCCUCUGCCCUGGAUCUCUGUGUAUACUAUCGAUUAAAGUGGGUUUGUUACAAAGCUG
Molecule: messenger RNA, 2977 nt
Organism: Tupaia belangeri chinensis (Chinese tree shrew)
Lineage: Eukaryota; Metazoa; Chordata; Mammalia; Scandentia; Tupaiidae
Gene: RASD2
Product: RASD family member 2
Exons: 4
Coding region: 282-1082 (266 amino acids)
Biological process (GO): signal transduction
Molecular function (GO): GTP binding; GTPase activity; G-protein beta-subunit binding
Source: RefSeq, a predicted model, not a curated record